Molecule: messenger RNA, 669 nt
Organism: Trichophyton rubrum CBS 118892
Lineage: Eukaryota; Fungi; Ascomycota; Eurotiomycetes; Onygenales; Arthrodermataceae
Product: glutathione-independent methylglyoxalase
Exons: 1
Coding region: 1-669 (222 amino acids)
Molecular function (GO): glyoxalase III activity
Source: RefSeq, a predicted model, not a curated record
AUGCCUUUGCCACGGAAAGCUUUGAUUGCUGUUACCAGCGCCAACCCUCACUUCUACCCCGACGGGAAGAAGACAGGGCUGUUCUUUUCUGAGGCCUUACACCCGUUUGAUGAACUGCAAUCAGCCGGGUUCCAUAUUGACAUUGCCUCGGAAACCGGGACCUUUGCCUUUGACGAGCAUUCGUUGGAGAAAAAAUUUCUAAACAAAGAGGACGAGGAGGUGUUGCACAACGCCAACGACCCAUUCAACAAGAAGCUUAACAGCCAGAUGUUCAAGGCCGGAGACCUGUCUCCGCAUGAGUACGGUCUGUUCUUCGCUGCUGGGGGCCAUGGGGCAUGCUAUGAUUUCCCUCAUGCAAAGCACCUACAGGCCAUUGCCUCGGACGUCUACAACCGCGGCGGUGUCGUGGCAGCCGUGUGUCAUGGCCCAGCUAUACUGGCCGGCGUCAAGAACCCCGAAGAAGAGCCUGUGGUGAAAGACAAGACGGUCACUGGCUUCACUACUGAGGGCGAGCUCGAGCUCAAGGUGAUUGAUCAGAUGAGGCAGGACAAGGUGCAUACGAUUGAGGACUGUCUGGGGCCGACGGGAGCUCACUACGAAGCUCCUCCCAGUGCAUUUGACAACUUUGAGAAAGUUGACGGACGGAUUGUUACGGGGGCGAACUGCUAG